UUGGUCUUUGAGUGCCAAGAGAAGCGGCCAUAUUCGUGUGUUUGAACGGGAGGGGUAUUGUGUUCACAAGAUUGGUGUUGAGAAAGCUCUUCGUAUAAUACGUUGUUAACGCUUGGAUCAGACCGCUAGGCUCGGUGCAGAAAUGUCGGGGAUCGCCAUAGCACGUCUAGCGGAGGAGCGGAAAGCCUGGAGGAAGGAUCACCCAUUUGGCUUUGUAGCUCGACCAGUAAAGAACGCAGAUGGAAGCUUAAAUCUGAUGAGCUGGGAAUGUUCCAUACCUGGGAAGAAAGGGACACCUUGGGAAGGAGGUCAAUAUAAACUAAGAAUGAUCUUCAAGGAUGAUUAUCCUUCUAGCCCCCCAAAGUGCAAAUUUGAACCACCGUUGUUCCAUCCCAAUGUCUAUCCUUCAGGAACAGUUUGCCUUUCACUUCUUGAUGAAGAUAAGGACUGGCGACCUGCGAUAACAAUCAAGCAGAUUUUGUUGGGAAUUCAAGACUUGUUAAAUGAACCGAAUAUAAAGGAUCCUGCUCAGGCAGAAGCAUAUACAAUAUACUGCCAAAAUCGUUUGGAAUAUGAGAAGAGAGUUCGUGCCCAAGCUCGUGCUAUGACCUCACAGGAGUGAGUUGGUUACUUCAGUCAAUGAUUUGCUACAUAUUAAGAAAGACUGAUUUAUUUCCAAUUAAACUGAAAUGCAACUAUUAAAGAACUUGUGCACUCUUAUAUUCCUUUGACUUUUAAAGAACUUCCAUUGGCUGUACCUAAAAUUUAAUUUUUUAUGUAUCUAUAUAUGAAAUAAAUGUGUUGUCUGUAAAAUGCUUGACAAGUAGUUGCCAAUUGGUAUUAAAUCUCUUUUAACAUAAACUUAAGAUGUUACUUAUGUCAGAUCUUAAUAGAACUACUCAAAUAUUUUACCAGUUGUAGAAUGCUUAUCUGAAACACUGCAUACAGUAAUAGUCUUAUUUUUUGACGGACUAGAAUAAAAUGAGUUUUGGUUAUUUUGUGCAAGGAUGUGAAACAAAAAUGUGAAGGAGUUCUAAUCCGCAACUUGUGCAGAUAAAUUGCUGUUAAUUAUUUGAAUUUAUUGUAUUUAUUUUGACUUUCAUGUUGUCAGUAUUAAAGUUCUUAAAUGUGGAAAUGGA
Molecule: messenger RNA, 1139 nt
Organism: Schistocerca gregaria
Lineage: Eukaryota; Metazoa; Arthropoda; Insecta; Orthoptera; Acrididae
Gene: lwr
Product: SUMO-conjugating enzyme UBC9-B
Exons: 6
Coding region: 143-622 (159 amino acids)
Biological process (GO): protein sumoylation
Cellular component (GO): nucleus
Molecular function (GO): SUMO conjugating enzyme activity
Source: RefSeq, a predicted model, not a curated record